AUGGAGGUGGUUCAUUCUGCCCCUGAGACUUUCUCCAGAAGUGUAAAGAAAAAAAAACUGCUUCCUCUCAGCCAGCUACUGGAGGACACCAGAAGGAGUGGAAAUGUCCCCCAUCACCUUCUGGAAACUAGGGUGUUUGCCAAACUGAAGAGUAACAGUGUAGUUCAGGCUGAACCAUUAGAACUGCAUUUCAGUGGCUUUGAAGUAGGAAAGGAUUACAGGAAGAUUCUGGUUGGCAAGAAGAAGACCAAACUUGAUCCUCAACUGCAGGUUUCCACCACAGAUGUCACCACUCAUGCAGGACUUGUUAAAAUGCUUCUCCAGCCACAAGACAAAAUGAGAUACAAGGACCUCCGUGAAGCCAUGUCCUAUACCAAGGUUGCAGACCAGACAAGAGAGAUGAAGGAAGCUGCAUUUUUAAAGAAGGUCCAACAAAAGGAGAAAAACAAUAAUAUCUGCUGGCAAGUUGAUCUGGGUGAUGACCCAUGUUCAACAGAACAGAAACGUAACAUUUUGAAGGAGCAAGACGAGGCACUUGCUGCAUACAAACUAAAAUACAGUGGCGAGUCAGUGGCCUCUUCAAGAACUUUAACUAAACUUUCCUCACGGCAAAUUUUGCGACAUGUUGGAGAGCUCCCAGAAUGCACUGCUAUUUUCAGCAGCUAUGGCACUGGCCAGCUGGAGGUCAGACAGAGAGCGCUCAGACUCUUCCAGCAGGCUGCUCGAAAGGUUGUUCUUCAAUGUCGUAUGAACAAGAGACUGGUGUCACUAAGAGAGCUUGUUCACAAAACCAGGAGUCUGCAGGGAGACAAAGAAUCAGGCGAAAAAUCUUACCUCUUAUCAGAAAAACUUCUGCCCUUCACCUUUAAUACAUUUAUACCUGAAGACCAACCUGAUGAACUUGCUGUGAAUGCAUUGAGGCAUGUUCCUGUGAGAAUGCCUGAAGCGGAUAUGAAACUCACCAUUCCAUUAUUCAGUCUAAAGGUCCCCCAGCAUUACAGACUGAUGGGUUAUCAGCCAUUAUCUGUUUAUGAUGCAGCAGCAACAUUUAUUCCUCCUGACCUGUGUCGGACAUUACACACCGGAGCACAGGAUGAGCUGUUGCCUGUGGUGACAUGUACAGCUGUAGAUCUCAGUGAAGAUGAGGAAGAUAAGAAACAGGAGGAAGAUGAUGGAUCAGAUCAUGAUUUAUGUCCCACACUCAGUUUCAGUGCUCCUGAAGCACUCCUCAGACCACCCAACGCUCACCCUCUCCGGAUCUUUAAUCCUGCACCACAUGUUUAUGCCUUCAAACCAGCUCCGCUUUACCUGGAGUGUGACCUGGACGUUCAUCUGUGUCCACUGCCACGAUACACUGUCACUAAAGGCAAUGCCGUAGGUGUGCAUGUCCCUCCAACUCAGAAGAAAUUUCUAGAUAGAAAGGAUAUAAUCAAAGGGAUUAUGGCGUGGAAGAAGUUUCCCUCUGUGGCCUUUAACACUUUAUCCAAUAUUUCAACUAUAAUAAGCAACUGCGCCCCAUGCUUGUCUGACCCCUUCAGUAUCGUCUUGAUGCCUGUGGAGGCUCCUCCAGCUCUUCAGGUUCUGCCCGACAGCAUCAGAGACGAGAUUCAAUCUGGAGUGUCCGAGAGCUCAGAUCUCCGUCUCACUCCUGAGAUGGUUGAGGCAGAGUUCGGCCUGUCUAAGAGAUCUUCAGCUACAUCUAUUAAAGAGGAUGGAGAUGAAGACAACGGUCUCAGAACUCCAGUAGCAGCAGUCAAUGCUGCAGAAACAACCACGAGGUGA
Sinocyclocheilus rhinocerous is the source of this 1782-nucleotide messenger RNA. RefSeq names its product cilia- and flagella-associated protein 221-like. The record is from RefSeq and is a predicted model, not a curated record. Gene Ontology annotation, cellular component: 9+2 motile cilium. The coding region runs from base 1 to 1782 and encodes 593 amino acids. NCBI's taxonomy places the organism in Eukaryota, Metazoa, Chordata, Actinopteri, Cypriniformes, Cyprinidae. The transcript has 17 exons. Gene Ontology annotation, biological process: cilium movement; motile cilium assembly.